UUGCUCAAAUUUAGGUAUAAUCGUGAACAAGGCAACAUCUUCAAUACGUAUCAAGCUUAUCUCCGUAACACUAAAGAUGUGAUAGAGUGCGAUCUACAGCUGGCACGAAGAGAAGGCUGGCACUUUGGCUUAAAACUCGUACGAGGUGCUUACAUGGAGCAGGAACGUCAACGCGCUGCUGUCGUUGGUUAUCCGGAUCCAAUAAAUCCAGACUUUGAGAGCACAUCCAAAAUGUAUCAUGAUUGCUUGACCCGACUUGCCGACGAACACGAAAAAAGAGGGAAAGGAUCUGUUUCGGUAAUGAUCGCCAGUCACAAUGAGGACACAACAAGGUUUGCUGUAAAUCUUAUGAAGGAACGUGGAAUCGCCCCAAGUGAGAGGAUAAUGUGUUUUGCACAGCUGCUAGGAAUGUGUGAUCAUGUUAGUUCAACUGACUUCAGAAUUGCACGAUUUUUUCGAUUGAAAUCUGCUUUGCAUAUGCGCCAUUCCUUAACAUGA
Molecule: messenger RNA, 498 nt
Organism: Strongylus vulgaris
Lineage: Eukaryota; Metazoa; Nematoda; Chromadorea; Rhabditida; Strongylidae
Source: the annotation of a GenBank genome assembly